AUGCUCUUCUUUUUUUUUGUUUGUUUGCAUCUGUGGAAUUUCUUGAAAGCGGAAGCACUGCUAGAUUCCUUCCAGAUUAAGACCAGUAUUCCAAACCCUAUCUAUCUAUCUAUCUAUCUAUCUAUCUAUCUAUCUAUCUAUCUAUCUAUCUAUCUAUCUAUACAGAGAGAGAGAGACAGAGACAGAGAGAGCGUAAACAAGGGCAUAUGUGCAAUCCUUCCCACACACUCUAUACAUUCCGGUAGAAGUAGAUCUCCUCACUUAUCUUUUUUCCUCUCUCCAACUCUCUCACUCCGUCGAUUCGCUAGUUUUCAGUUAGUUUUUGUUAUCUUUCUCUAUAACAUUUGUCCCCUUUUUCUGUUUUCUCUUUAUGUCUGUCUGUCCGUCUCUCUCUCUCUCUCUCUCACUUUUUCUUUCUCAAGCUUUCUUUAUUUCGUUGUAUUAAUCACUCUUUCGUUCAUACUCUCUUUUUCUCCCUCACUCUCUAUAUACUUUUCUGUCCUCCUCUUUCUCUCUCUCUCUCUCUCUCUCUCUCUCAUACUUCUUCCCUUAAUAUUUCUGUUUCUCCCUCCUUUUCCUUCUCUCUUUGUCUCUCAAUACAUCUCAAUUUUUUUCUUCCAUUUUUUCAUACUUUUUCACGCUCUGGUUUAG
Molecule: messenger RNA, 651 nt
Organism: Acanthosepion pharaonis
Lineage: Eukaryota; Metazoa; Mollusca; Cephalopoda; Sepiida; Sepiidae
Source: the annotation of a GenBank genome assembly